AAACGCUACAUUAUUAUUGUACGUGGGUACUACCGUCGCCGUAACGCGAGCGAUCGUUGUUGAUCGGAUUUUUGGAUUCCGCCUCCCGACCGCCGACGGCCGACAGUCGUCGCGUACUCGCGUGCACUCUGCACACGUCGUCCGUACAAUCGAUAUCGGUCGCCGGGGAUCGCUUAUUUUCACCCUUAGAUUACGAUUUUAACCCCAUUACUUGCCCCCUUGACCCCCUCCGAACAACGUCGAAUUUUUAUUUUUUUUUUUUUUGGCACGCACCCGUCACCGAUUAUCAUUUACCCAUUAUUAUUAUUGGUUAAUUCUCACGGACCGCACACACGCGCACGCACCGACUAUAAUAAUUUAUCAUCGUUAUCAUCGUCGUCCGGCAAUAUCAUAAUAAUAAAUAUUAGCAGUUUAAUAUCAUCGAUGUGGACCACGAAACGCCGUCGUUGGAUCUUCGGUAUUAUUAUGGUGUAGCGAUCGUGUUGAUCAGUGAUCGUCGUCGUCGUCGUCGUCGUCGUCAUCGUCGUCGAGCAGGCACGAAAAAAGCCUCGAGCCAUGGACCGAGCCGACGGAUCGAGAAAUUUCGCUGGCAACCCGGACAUCUGUUCGCAAGCUAAACAAAGAGCUACAAUAAAAUGGCUUCUGUCAAAGGCAUACAAUAAUAGAAUUCCGGAAAAUGUUAUUGAGCCAUUUUAUAAAGACCAUGAUAAUCAAGAACAUCUAAAACCACCUUUGGUCCAUUCUUUAGCUAAUGCUGAACUUUAUUGUCUGGCACUAGGAAAUAUAUAUUCUGAUCCAAAUUAUCACAAUCUUAACCACUGGGGAGUUAUUCAAGCUUUGAAUAAAAAGGGUGUUACUGUAAAUGAUCCAUCAGUAACAGAGACUGUUUUAAUUCAAACAACACCUUUAAAACUUAGUGCUCAUAUGGCAAUAAUGGAAGCUGUUAUGACAUUGUAUGCAAAAGAAGUAGCAACACCUAACCGCGUGAUGGCUGCUAUACAAAGACUGAAUCAUGUUCCUCACAGAACCACUAUUGUAAUGCCUGAGGAUAAUGAAAGAGCUAUUUUAUUAUGGGUAAAUCGUACUGUUGAGGCUUUAAAACAUCGAAUAUCUAGUUCACAAACGGAGAAUUCGUCUGUACCCGACAUUGCUCCUGUGAAUGAUUUCCAUGAAAUGAGCGAUGGUGCAGCUAUAGCAGCAUUGAUAUCUUUUUAUUGUCCUGAUGAAUUGCCUUGGCAGUAUAUUACUGUAUCUAAAGCACCAACAUCUACUGACUGUAUAAAAAAUUUCAGUGUUAUAAAUGAUUUUUGCGAUCAUAGUUUGCCUUUUAGCAUAUUUCAUAUGAGGCCACAAGAUGUAUAUUAUAUUAGAGGAUCUAUGAAAACAAAUUUAAUUGCAUUUUUCGCUGAUUUGUUCAAUGUUUUGGAAAUACAUCCAGCUAAAUGUGUCAGUUUCAAUCAGGGUAGAAAUGAUUUGGCAGACGCAUAUCCGAGGAAUAGCCACGGAGUAGCGCAUAAACGUUUGUUACCUCAAGCAAUUUCUGUUAUACCGGAUCUUCGCAGUAAUUUGGAUUCACAUUCAACAGGGUUUACAGGCAUGGCACAUAACAAUUCUGUCAAAAAAGUUUCAAAUACAAUAACACCUCAACAACCACAAGAAGGAAAAAAGACUAGCCGAUGUAAUGGUGAAGAACAAUUUGUUGUUCAUCGUAAUCGCUCUGUUCUUACACUAAAUUCAAUGUUAAAUCCUAGUAAUGGUGAUGCUAAUAAUGAUGUAGCAGCAGGUAAACCAACUCAUUGGGAAGAUACAAGAAAACAAUCUUAUGCUGGUCGACGCUCAAGAAGAAAUUCAUUUUCUGAAGAUUCACAAUUAACGGUUGAAAAUUUUGGUGGAUCACAAGAUAAUUUACAUUUUCUUGGCCGAAAUCCUGACAAAGAACCGGCGAUUCACGUUGGAAGAAAAGAUAGCAUUAGCAAAGUAACUAAUUCUCACUCUCAGGAAAAUGAUAGUUCUGGUGUUCAUAAUCUAUUACAACACUCCAAUACUAGUCCAGCAAUGUCGAGGGUUUCCAGUGAUGCAUCAAACAACAGUCAAGGACUUCAACGGAUGUUGUAUGAUAGUUUUGAUGAUGUAGAAUCUGUUGUUCAACCAGCUAUGCCUACUAUUAAGCGCAGUUUGUCUUAUGUUGAUACUACUACACAACCCAUGAAUCCAUCCAGUACUACUACGUGGUUACAACAAAGUUCUUCCUCUGCUGCUCACAGUGAUCACGGAGAUGAUUCUGAAAGUGAUGGUUCUGUUAUGAGUUCACAAUUGCUCAAUAUAAAAUUAAAAUUAGAAGAAAAAAGACGACAGAUUGAAAACGAUAAACGUAAAAUGGAAUCUCUUAUGAAUAGACAAAGACAGCAAGUAGGAAAAGCUGCAUUUUUCCAAGCUGUCACAAGAAGUAAAAAUGGUGGUAGGAAUUUACAAAGUCCAGAUUCAAACUAUAGCAGAAUGAUGUUUAAUGACGGUAAUAUUUCACCAUCUUCUAUUAAAAAUGCACAGCAGUCUUUUUCAUUUCCGGAUAAUGGGAUGGAAAGUAAAUGGUCUGAUCGAAUGAGUCAAUACACGGAUGAUCGCAAGACACCUGAUUUAGAUCACAUUAAUACAGAAGAUUAUAAUACCCUAUCCAAAAUGCAUUCAAAUUAUCAAGAGAUUCAAGCAGAUUUACAAUGUUUAGCUAAUCAACAAAAUCAAAUGCAGCAUAAUAGUUUACAGUCAGAAAUGAUACAACAUUAUCCAGGUAUCCAGUCACUACAACAAGUUUAUCAAAACACUCAUUCCAUUCACCAACCUCAAAAUUAUUUAAUCAACCGCCAACAAAGUAAUAAUUGUGUAAUGCCUAAUGGACAAAUGAUUCAACAUAUGGAACAUAACAACACUGAUAAUAAUCAACAAUGGCACAGUCUUAUGAAUCACAAUCAACCACCUAUGCCAGCAUUUAAUAAUUAUAAUCAACCACAGCACACACAAUACCAAAAUCAGCAAGGUUAUGUCAACCAAAGACCAGUUUCUUCUAAUACACUACCAAAUCCCAAUGUAUAUUCUCCAGCGGACAACCAUUAUUUGUCACAAGACCCAUAUGAGCAAAUAAUGCCAUCUAAUAAGGAAACACAAUCCCAACAGUUUUUCUUACACAACAAUCAACAACAACCGCAACAGCAUCAGCAGCAACAAAAAUUCAGAAAAAGUUGGGACAUUUCUUCAUCACCACAGACACAUACUUUUGCUCAAGAAUCUCAAAACGUUUGGAAUGGGAGUCGCACAAUACCAAAAUCUUCACAACCAUCGUCAUUGAGUGGGUCGCCACGUCAAAAGUCUGAAUUUGCUCUGUUAAAUAGAUCUGGUGUUAAAACUAGUCCUUCAUCACCAGUUCCUCCUCCUCGUCGUAAUUCCAAUCAUGUUGUUAGCCACUCUCAAAUGCCAACUCCAUCCAUUGACGAUAUGCAACCUCAAAGUAUUUCAUUCAUUGGCAACGAUGCAAAUAAAUCAGAUCUUGAUCUUUCUGAAAGCUUGAAUAGAAUUCAAAUAACAUCUGGACAUAGGACGUAUAGGAUACCAUCUCCUACACGGACACAUAUGCCAAUUAAUCGAAAUUCCUUCAAUGAUAAUAAUACCUCCAUAUCCAAUACUAGUCAAGAUACAUCAGCAAAUACAUCGGAUAAAGGUUUUUAUGUCUCAUUUGAAGAUGAAGAUGCACCUAAACGACCCAAGCCCCCAUUGAGAAUGAAAAAAAUUGUGUCAAAAGAAAGGAAUUUAACUCAAGUAUUAAACAAUUCUGUGUCUCUAAACAACUUGGAUAUUUCUCCUAGACAUUUUAAUUCUUCAACAAUUGCCAAGUCCAAAGAAUUAUCUACUCCUGUUAAAUCUGCCUCUGAAUCUGCAGUUUUGCAGAGCUCCAAUAGCAAAAUUAAUCGUUCCAAAACUUCAACUUCAACUGGAGUUGAGCUCAUUAUUGAAAACCAAAAUCCAGAUCCUGUGGCUAUUGAUGAGAUGGAAAAGAAAAAAGAAAGAAUUCUUUUAUUGUCCUUACAACGGAGACAGCAACAAGAAGAAAUUAAGAACAAAAAAGAAAUUGAAGCACAGAAACGUAAAGAAAAAGAGAAAGAAAAAGAAGAAAUGAAACUGCGCAAGAAAGAAGAAGAAAAACAAAGAAGGGCAGUAAUAUUAGAACAAUACAGGAUUAAAAAGACAAUUGAAGAAGCCGAAAGAGAAGGGAAAACUGUUGAUAAAGAACUUUUGAACUCGUUGAAAAUCAAUAACAAUCAUACUAUGGGUGGCCCUCCAAGGUUACGGAGUAAAAUGCAGAGUGGACGGCCCCGACCUAAAACUAUACAUGUUGAUCGGAGUGAUACUCCUGAUGGAACAAUGACACCAUCUCGAGGCAAAAAAGGUUCAAUCACAAAUCUUGCUACAUUGAACUCACAAAUUAGACGAGAUUAUUACCGGGGAUCACAAGACUGCUUAGCCGAAACACGGCGAACAUCAACUUCCUCUCUUUACUCAGACUUGACUGAUGAAGGGAAACUUAAUACUCCAAGAAAUUUGGACCGUCAUGGAUCUUACAAAAAUUCUAGAGAUUCUUCUUUGGACAGAACAAAGCGUAAAACAAAUUUUGGAUACUACAAUAGUGCACCUCGUAAAUCCAGUUCUCUCAUGAAUUUGUAUGGGGGUUCGAGCUGUGACCAAGACAGCAUGCUGUACCGGUGCGGUGAUACGGACUCGGGUCUAGGACGGGCUACGCCACCAAGGAGGGCCGCAUCGCCGUCUGGUCCAGGAUCGCUACCUGUCCGACGAAAGUUCGAUGAUGCCGCAAGUGAGAGCGGUGGUAGUGAUUACAGCGGUCCGAGGCUCUACAAACAACCAGUGACUAAGUCCAACCGUGGUAUAAUACUGAACGCGGUAGAGUAUUGUGUGUUCCCGGGCGUAGUGAACCGGGAAGCCAAAAAGCGGGUACUUGAGGAAAUCAACCGAUCUGAGGCCAGGCACUUCCUAGUGCUGUUCCGGGACACGGGCUGCCAAUUUCGCGCGCUAUAUCUUUACUACCCAGAGACUGAAGAGGUGGCAAAACUCUACGGUACUGGUCCGAGGAUUGUCACUGAUCGUAUGUUUGACAGGUUUUUCAAGUAUAAUUCGGGCGGCAAAUGUUUCUCACAAGUGCACACCAAGCAUUUGACUGUCACCAUCGACGCGUUCACCAUACACAACAGCUUAUGGCAGGGUAAAAAAGUAAAUUAUCCCAACAAAAAAGACAUGACGCUAGUCGUUUGAUGCAACACCGAAGCCGCCGGCCCGGGCAAUCGUUGUCAUUUGUUUGUUUAAUUUUGUAUUAUUAUUAUUAUAUAGGAUAAAAUAUAAAUACCCGCCGUAUAACUUGUACGGUAUACGAUUUUAUGUUGUUAUCUCGCCGCUUACCACACGCCAAGCGCCAGUGAUUUCUUAACAAUUUUCGUUUAACACAAGUCUUAAUUUUAUUUCGGCUGUCGUCUAGCAUAAUAGUUAUUAAUAUUUAAAUAAAAAGUAAUUAUAGCCGAAUAAUAACUACUACCUACCUACCUACCUACCUUUAAAUAUAAUAUAU
Molecule: messenger RNA, 5623 nt
Organism: Rhopalosiphum maidis (corn leaf aphid)
Lineage: Eukaryota; Metazoa; Arthropoda; Insecta; Hemiptera; Aphididae
Gene: Patronin
Product: patronin
Exons: 26
Coding region: 556-5313 (1585 amino acids)
Biological process (GO): cytoplasmic microtubule organization; neuron projection development; negative regulation of microtubule depolymerization
Cellular component (GO): microtubule minus-end
Molecular function (GO): calmodulin binding; microtubule minus-end binding; spectrin binding
Source: RefSeq, a predicted model, not a curated record